This is a messenger RNA of Anthonomus grandis grandis, 2155 nucleotides long. It is a transcript of the gene Lrr47, whose product is annotated as leucine-rich repeat protein 1. Gene Ontology annotation, molecular function: protein binding. The transcript has 2 exons. The record is from RefSeq and is a predicted model, not a curated record. Lineage: Eukaryota; Metazoa; Arthropoda; Insecta; Coleoptera; Curculionidae. The coding region runs from base 238 to 1506 and encodes 422 amino acids.
AUCACCAUCGGGAUCUACCAUAAUAUUUGCCCUUACGUCAUUCCGCUCAAAUGACGAGUGACGGAUCCGUCAUUUGUCAUUUUCGACAUUUGAUUCAACAAAAAAAUAAAUAAAUAAUAAAUAAAAUAAAUAACCACUCACUCAUCAAACUGGCGCUAAAAUUUCCAAUUUUAACUUAAUUAGAAGUAUUCGUCUAUGUACUUAAAUCACCGAAUGCGUUAAUAAAGCAUCUUCGAAAUGAAAAUCCACUGUACGGUAUGCGUAGUAAACCGUUUGGCGGCUCAUUUACCGGCCAGCAUGAAGAAAAGACCCGUCAAGUCUACCUUGGCACUCUGCAAGCAUCCCAACAAUAACGAGUACUCUUUAAUCCUAUUUUCUGGACAAAAUAAAAAUGGCACCAAGUAUCCCUUAAAAGAUAACCUGAAGCACAUCUUCGCCAGGUUCAUAAACGAUGGCAAAUGCACCAUACAGUUCAAGAAACCUGAGCAUGAUUUGUGUGUACAGGGUGACCCCAUUCAGGUUAAGGGGUUCUUGCAUCUCUUGAAGAGAGCUUUUGAGGGUAAAGUGGCCAGUAAUGAGUUCACAUAUUCCAGUUUGAAUGUUAUGCCAGUCAAGCAGAAGGAGGUACCUGUAACUAAGUUAGAAAUAAGCCACCGGUCUCAAUACCCAUCAAAAGGUUUUCCUCGAACAUUAGAAUUCCUAUCCAUCACCAACAUACAGAGAUGCAGUCUAGACAAAGGGAUUCUCCAACUAAGCAGACUGAAAGUCUUAGAUUUAACCAAUAAUUUAAUCGAGCAUCUCCCUGAAGAGUUCGGUAAUCUUCCAAAUCUUAAAGAACUUAACUUGACCAAUAAUAAACUUGGCAGAGGAGCUUUGAAGCAGUGGCAGUGGCUCGGGGGAGCUUUAUCAAAGUCCUUACAUGCAUUAAACUUAUGCCACAACGAGAUGCAUUAUGUUCCAGAUCAGUUGGUGAAGUUCCACAAUUUGUCCAUUUUGAAUUUAAAUUGUAACAAAUUAAAAAAACUGCCAGCUGGAAUGGGGAAUUUAAGGAAUCUGAAAUUGUUUGACGCAUCCAAUAAUUUACUCACAGCCUUGCCUGGGAGCAUAAAGAAGUGGAACUUACAAGCUAUCGAUGUUUCAGCUAAUGCUUUUGUCCAAAUAAUUCCGGAGGCAAAUGCUGCAUGUCCUGGCCAUUUACCAGUUUGUUCUUUAAAAGAAUAUGCUGCCAAAAGAGUAUUAGAAGAGAGAAUACCUUAUUCAAAAGGGACUAUACCAUUAAACCUAAUAGGUUAUCUGGACUAUGCAAACUACUGUGUUUGUGGAAAGGCAUGUUUCAACAUAUUUUUAACUCAUUCUCACAACAUCUUGUUAACCGAUAUUUCUAACGUAGUUAAUCGUAAAACUUUCGAGACAAUUUGCGUACCCAUCGAUUGUCAUUUUUGCAGUUUAAAAUGUUACCAUGCGGAGGUAUCGAGGAGGGUCAAUCGAAAUCCGAUAGUUAGGUAGGAUGCGGUUGAUUUUAGUUAAAUGGAGGGUUCGUGAACCUGCUUGUGUUUUUUUUUCGGGUCUGUAACAGUCGGUCAAGGAUUGUCCAUUUAGCUAAAAUUGCUGUAAACAUUUUUUGUGAGUUUAUUGGUGCCUUGUAAGUCAAUUGUAAAAUAUUUUUUGACAUUGCAUUAAUUAAUAUUGAAUAAAUGAUGUAAUUAUUGUCAAUCAAAUUUUGUGAUAGGAUGGUUCAAGAAAAAAUUUGAUAAUUGCGGAGAGAUAUGGGGUUUGCAAAUGUAUAUAUUGAUUGAUGAGGGAUGUGAAUUUGUGAUGUGAAAAACAGUUAAUCAAUUCCCCCUGUUUUAAUGUCUUGAAGAAUUGACUGUUCCUGUAAUUUUUAAUUAGGUUUUUAAGUAUGUAUUAGGAAAAUGUGUUACAAAUGAUAUAUUUUUCAAAUUUGACGCACAAAAUUACUUAUGACUGGAAUUUGAAUGCCCUUUGCAAGCUCUGGAAUUGUGAUGUUAUGUGAUAACAUUUUUCCUAAUACAAUGAAGUAUGUCUUUCAGUACAAGAAUAUUUAAGAUGUAAAUUAGUAUUUAAGGUAUUUAUAUACUUCUCGUUUCUGAUCAAUGUUAAAGUUUUCUGUAAAAAUAAAUUUUUCUUCAGCUUA